This is a messenger RNA of Polyodon spathula (Mississippi paddlefish), 1453 nucleotides long. Its product is annotated as transmembrane and ubiquitin-like domain-containing protein 1. The coding region runs from base 135 to 998 and encodes 287 amino acids. Lineage: Eukaryota; Metazoa; Chordata; Actinopteri; Acipenseriformes; Polyodontidae. The record is from RefSeq and is a predicted model, not a curated record. Gene Ontology annotation, molecular function: protein binding. The transcript has 3 exons.
AAGGGCAUAAGAAUGAAGUACGUCACAUCCUGCACUCAGGAAGUGCGAAAGUGGAACGGAGAGUUGUUUGCCAUGCAGUCCAGAAUAUUGCCAGUGCCUAGCUGAACAGUGCCUUCCUCCAGGACACAGCCAGCAUGGCUCUCAUUGAAGGAGUGGGGGACGAGGUGACCGUCCUCUUUGCACUGCUGCUGGUGCUGCUGGUGCUGGUGCUUGCAUGGGUGUCCACUCACACCACCGACCGCAGCGAGCAGCUCUUGCAGUCUGCUGCCUCCCAGCGCAGGGCUGGACCUCAGAGCAUGCUUGAAGAGACGGCAGCGCUCGACACGGACCUCAACGAGACGCCACUGGCUGCUGGGGAGGAGGAGAAGAGCAGUGACCAGGAGGAGGAGAGGAGCAGCCAGGGGGAGGUCAGCUCAGGAAAUGACGGGGUACGACACAGGGAGACAGCGGCCUCUACUGCAGCCAGCAUCCAGACCAGUGCUCCCCCCUCUGACACCCCACAGCCUCUCGCUUCAAGUGCCAACAGCCAGCCUUCCGAGGCUGACCCCACUCCUGAUAGGAACAUGGUGCUCCGGCUUAAAUUUCUGAACGACACUGAAAGAGUGGCCCAAGUAAAACCAGAGGACACUAUCGGUUACGUCAAAAGGACUUAUUUCCAAGGUCAGGAGCACCAGGUGCGGUUGAUUUACCAGGGACAACUUUUACGAGAUGAUGCCCAGACGCUGUCCUCCUUGAACCUGGCAGACAACAGUGUCUUGCACUGCCACAUCUCCCAGCAUGCCACGGCGCAGGCUCCAGCGGGGGUGCGGGCGGCUGACCAAGUCCAUGCCGCCCUCAACGUGGGCAGCCUCAUGGUGCCCCUCUUCGUGUUCAUGCUGUCUGUGCUCUGGUACUUCCAGAUCCAGUACCGUCAGUUCUUCACGGCCCCCGCCACUGCCUCGCUUGUGGGCAUCACAGUCUUCUUCAGCUUCAUGGCGUUUGGAAUCUACCGCCGAUAAAUCCGCUGCCACACUCUUGUAUCCACAACCCAGCUUCUACUGCUGUUGAUCACCUGUGUGCAUUCCAGUCAUUCGCAGAGUGGGGUUGGGGGGUGGGGGGGGAGUGUAGGAGGAGUCCUUAUUCAUAUACAGUAGAUUGCAUUCCAAAAAUAAAUUAGGAGACACUUCACAUUUUUUGACAUACCUAUAUGCUCUUGACCUAAAGAAAUCAAUCAAUUUCUUACCUGUAACAAGCCCAUAUGAUGUUUUAUGAGAUCAGCUGUCGUGAAGUUGACGUUGAUGCGUUGCAGUGUUGGGCUCUGCCGAGGCUAUGUGCCCCCAAGUAGCACACGUUUCUUUUUUUUAUUUUCUCCAGAAACGAGGAGGUGGUACCUCAGAUCUACCUGGACUGGAAACAUAUCUGACAUAAUGUUUGGCUUUUAAAGCAAAGAAAAUAUUAAAUAAUUCUUCCUUUA